This is a messenger RNA of Guyanagaster necrorhizus, 258 nucleotides long. RefSeq names its product fungal hydrophobin. Lineage: Eukaryota; Fungi; Basidiomycota; Agaricomycetes; Agaricales; Physalacriaceae. The record is from RefSeq and is a predicted model, not a curated record. Gene Ontology annotation, cellular component: fungal-type cell wall. The transcript has 4 exons. The annotation marks the transcript as partial. Gene Ontology annotation, molecular function: structural constituent of cell wall.
GCCAGCUCUUGCAGCUCUGGUGAUCUCCAGUGCUGCACUAGCGUCCAAUCGGGCGACAGUAGCGCUGUAAGCGCGCUUUUGGGUCUCCUCGGCGUCGUACUCAGUGACGUGACUGCCUUGGUUGGUAUCACUUGCAUACCCAUCACCAUCGUUGGAGUCGGAAGCACUGGUUGUAACCAGCAGACCGUGUGCUGCGAGAACAACAGCUUCAACGGUCUCAUUGCUAUUGGCUGCGUGCCCAUCAACAUUGAACUCUAA